AGGUGUUGUUUUCCACUAAAAUGAAACAUUACAAUAGAGAAUCUAAAAGUUUUUUUUUUUUUUUCCUUUUCAAGUAAUUCAAUGGUUUGAAUUUCACCUCUUAAGAUAAAUAGGAUAAAUAAGUGGAGAAUCUUAAAUUCAAACUCUGAUUUUUGCAUAUUACAAUGUUUCUGUCAACUGAGUUAUACUCACAUUGAACAAUGAUUAUUUAUUUAUUACUUUUAUAUAUACAUAUAUACUCAUUAUUUUAUGUACUAACUACUUUUUAAAUAUCACAAACUUUAAUCAUCUAUGGUGGGUCAACUUCUUUAUCAACCCAAACACAUGAUUAAAGUGUCUCAUCAAUUUCUGUAUGAAGAAGAUGGUACUGAGGCCAAGCAAUUCUCUGCCGGAAUGCCACCGGAGAAAACCAAAGUUUGAGACAAAGCAAUCUUUUGGAGUGGACCACCACCAACUCCACCCACCAAUACCAUAGUUACAAGCAUCAAGAGAAAGUUUGUGUUUUGUUUAUGAAUAAACAUGGAGACAGUGACUUCAAGUUUUCUUUUUUGGGCAAUUUUGAUGCUUCAUUUGCUGCUUAAAGCUUCUUCCAAUGCAGAAGGUGAUGCCCUGUAUGCAUUGAAGAGCAGCUUGAAUGAUCCUAAAAGUGCUCUUCAAAGUUGGGAUAAUACCCUUAUCAAUCCCUGCACAUGGUUUCAUGUUGAAUGCGAUGCUGAUAAAACUGUGACCCGUGUUGAUCUUGGAAAUAUGGAUCUUUCUGGUACACUGGUUCCAGAACUUGGUGAUCUCUCAAAUUUGAAGUCUUUGGCACUGUAUAAUAAUAAAAUAACAGGCACAAUCCCAGAAGAGCUCGGAAAUUUGACAAGCUUGGAGAGCUUGGAUCUUUACCUGAACAAUUUAAGUGGUACUAUACCGAAUACAUUGGGCAAGCUUCAAAAACUACGUUUCCUGCGUCUCAAUAAUAACACCUUGACUGGCGGCAUUCCCAUGUCAUUGACAAAUGUUUCAACGCUGCAAGUUCUUGAUCUCUCAAGCAACAAUCUAGAAGGGGAUGUUCCAGUGAAUGGUUCAUUUUUAUUAUUUACCCCUGUCAGUUAUCAUAAUAAUCCUCGCUUGAAACAACCAACAAUCACUCCUGCACCAAUUUCUCCACCAUCACCAGCUUCUUCAGGUUCCACUGAUACUGGAGCUAUUGCUGGAGGAGUUGCUGUUGGUGCUGCUCUAUUAUUUGCUGCCCCUGCAAUUGCAAUUAUUUAUUGGCGCCGAAAAAAAAAACCACAAGAUCAUUUCUAUGACGUUCCUGCUGAGGAGGAUCCUGAAGUUCACCUUGGUCAGCUUAAAAGGUUUUCACUACAUGAGCUUCGAGUAGCAACGGAUAACUUUCGUAACGAAAACAUUCUAGGUAGAGGUGGAUUUGGAAAGGUUUAUAAAGGACGCUUAGCUGAUGGUACUCUUGUAGCAGUAAAAAGACUUAAAGAGGAACGUGCACAGGGUGAUGAGCUGCAAUUUCAGACAGAAGUGGAAAUGAUCAGCAUGGCUGUGCAUCGUAAUUUGCUCCGGCUUUGUGGUUUUUGCAUGACAUCUACCGAACGUUUGCUUGUAUAUCCUUUGAUGACUAAUGGAAGUGUAGCAUCAUGUUUACGAGAACGUAAUGACUCUCAACCACCGCUUGAGUGGACAACGCGGAAGAAUAUUGCGCUGGGAGCUGCUAGGGGGCUUGCUUACUUGCAUGAUUAUUGUAACCCUAAGAUUAUUCAUCGUGAUGUGAAAGCUGCAAAUAUAUUGUUGGAUGAUGAAUUUGUAGCAGUUGUUGGAGAUUUCGGUUUAGCAAGGGUUAUGAAUUGCAAAGACACUCAUGUUACUACUGCUGUUCGUGGUACGGUUGGGCAUAUAGCACCUGAGUACCUGUCAACUGGAAAGUCUUCAGAAAAGACCGAUGUUUUUGGAUAUGGUGUGACGCUUCUUGAACUAAUAACUGGACAGAGGGCUUUUGAUCUUGCACGUCUUGCCGGUGAUGAUGAUGUGAUGUUACUUGAUUGGGUUAAAGGACUACUCACAGAGAAGAAGUUGGAAACACUUGUAGAUCCAGAAUUAAAAGGAAAUUAUGACGAUGAUGAGGUAGAGCAGUUAUUCCAAGUGGCUUUACUAUGCACACAAGGGUCCCCUAUGGAAAGACCAAAGAUGUCCGAGGUGGUUAGAAUGCUAGAAGGCGAUGGUUUGACCGAAAAAUGGGAGCAAUGGCAGAAAGAAGAAACAUAUCGGCAAGAUUUUAGCAGCUAUCGCAUGCAUUACCCUAAAGCAAAUUGGAUAGUGGUAGAUUCAACUUCAAAUAUUCAGCCAGAUGAACUCUCAGGACCUAGAUGAUCCCUUUAACAUUCCUUCCUCUGCCUGAAAAAGAUAAACUUCAUGACUAAUUGUGCAUAUGCUUUUCACCAUCUCAUCUACUUAAUUUUUCUUUUCAUCUUUUUGAAAUGAUCUUGUAUGGUCAGGUUACAUGUCCAUUGAUCAAGUUAUUAUUAUUUAAGAAAGAAGUUUGUAAUGUUUACUGGAUUGUCAAGUUGUAGGAUAAAGUGUGGGACACAAGCAACCAACACUUUUGCUAUUGUAUGUAUGAGAAUCUAGUAUAGAGCUUUUUAUGGAAAUAUAUGCAAUUUUAUUGAA
This is a messenger RNA of Trifolium pratense (red clover), 2661 nucleotides long. RefSeq names its product BRASSINOSTEROID INSENSITIVE 1-associated receptor kinase 1-like. Gene Ontology annotation, molecular function: ATP binding; protein kinase activity; protein binding. Gene Ontology annotation, biological process: protein phosphorylation. NCBI's taxonomy places the organism in Eukaryota, Viridiplantae, Streptophyta, Magnoliopsida, Fabales, Fabaceae. The transcript is spliced from 12 exons. The record is from RefSeq and is a predicted model, not a curated record. The coding region runs from base 520 to 2364 and encodes 614 amino acids.